GGACGAACCGUAGACCGACAACGUUUUCUUCCUUCGCUGCACGUGUUCCUUAUUUGCUUUCACUUCCAAAUAAUUUUUCAGAAUUCUCUUUGAAAAUCAAUUCUUCUUCCUUGCUUUUUCUUUAUUUUGUCUCGUUUAUUUCGAUCACGAUUUUUUUUUCAUUUCUUAUUCAAUACGACUGAAAAAAGUGACAAAUUGAAAAAUGCAAGUGUACAGUGAAGAUCCUGGAUUAAUUUGUGUUUCUCGGGACAAACAAUUAAACGAGAAGAACGCACGUCAAAGAGAAGUUUCUUUAACUCUUCGUGAACUCGUCGAUGCUCUGCACGAAGCUUUCAAAACUGACCACGUGAACAUAGACGAUGUACAAGAUCUGAUGGCAUCAUAUAAAAGCAACCCUUUGGAAUGGAAAAAAUAUGCAAAGUUUGACAGAUAUAGAUAUACAAGGAAUUUAGUCGAUGAAGGAAAUGGAAGGUUCAAUCUAAUGGUUCUAUGUUGGGGAGAAGGUCAUGGUUCAGCUAUACAUGAUCAUGCGAAUGCACAUUGUGUAAUGAAAAUUCUGCAAGGUGAACUUUGCGAGACACGGUAUGCAUGGCCUAAAAAGCGCAACGAUGAGACAAAGGAACCAGAAGAACUACAAGAAUUGGAAAGAAAUACCAUUGGACUGAACGAAAUAUGUUACAUUAAUGAUUCUUUAGGACUUCAUCGAGUUGAAAAUCCAAGUACUGCGAAUCCUGCUAUUUCUUUACACUUGUAUUCACCACCGUUCUCUUCCUGUUCCGUCUUCAAUAAACAAACUGGACAAAGAACCUCGUGUAAAGUUACAUUUUGGUCGAAAUACGGAGAGAAACGAAACCGGGAAAUCCAAGAUGCUAGGUGUCCUGAAGAUAAUUAAUAUAUCAAGAA
Molecule: messenger RNA, 903 nt
Organism: Frieseomelitta varia
Lineage: Eukaryota; Metazoa; Arthropoda; Insecta; Hymenoptera; Apidae
Product: cysteine dioxygenase type 1
Exons: 5
Coding region: 203-892 (229 amino acids)
Biological process (GO): L-cysteine catabolic process
Molecular function (GO): ferrous iron binding; cysteine dioxygenase activity
Source: RefSeq, a predicted model, not a curated record